GCUAUCACCGAUUAUCCCAGUUUCGACUCACGAAAACAUUUAAAUCGGACGAAAUUCAAGAUAAUGAGCGAUUUGUCGGGGAAAAUAUAGAUAGAGAGUGGAUGCGAUUCAAUGGGAGUGAAUCGUCUGAAAAAAUUGUGAAAAAUGAAGAACGACUUGCCAAUGAUGAAACUUGUAGUCAAAAUUGCUCCGACGAUCAAUGUCAAUAUUCAUCGUGUCCAACUCAUUCAUUCAUCUCAUCUACUACAGAAUCCCGGGUAAUUCAAAAAAAGGAGAAACCAGAAUUAAAGUUUGGUGUUAAAGCAAUUCUAGCCGAUGAUAAUGAAAAACGUCGAAAUACAGAAAAUCUACCAGUACUCCAAAUACUACCGAGCUACAAUCAUAGUCUGCAAAGUUCACCGACUAUUCAGAGUGGAUAUGUGUCAGGAAUAGCUAAACCAAUAGCACGACCAACGGCCUAUCACCCUCAUCAUCCACCCCAUCCGACACAUCAACCGGGACCGCCGGCACAACAUCCUUUCCCACCACACGCACAUCAUACGCUGCAAUUGUUGGCUUGUCGUGGACCCUACCUAACAGUGAGUAAUCCUGCUAAUGGUGGUCAUCUCUCUGCAAAUUCUGCUGUGGGGGCCGGUAUCUUUUCAAGUACGAUACAACCAGGUCUUGGUGACCUCGCGAGUCUAAAUGCAGCAUGUUUUCCCUGGGCAGCUAGUACACGUGGACGACCUAGGAAAGGAAUGAUGAGAAGAGCCGUUUUUUCAGACACCCAAAGACGAGGACUCGAAAGACGAUUUCAAUUACAGAAAUAUAUCAGCAAACCAGAUCGUAAGAAACUUGCAGAACGACUCGGGCUCAAAGAUUCACAGGUGAAGAUUUGGUUUCAAAAUCGGCGAAUGAAAUGGCGAAAUAAUAAAGAACGAGAAUUAAUGGCUUCUGGUGGAUCGCGGGAGCAAACAUUGCCGAAUAAAAAUAAUCCAAAUCCAGAUUUGAGCGAUACUGACAACGAUCGAUCAAGUAGAUUAGAUUUGAGUAGUGAUGUGUCUACAUUUAAUAGUUUGACAGACCUCACCGAUAAUGAAGAAAAUGAAGAAAUACACGUUACGUGAUAAAAGUUCCUAAAAGCCGAUACAUAACAGAAUUAUUUCCUGCACAUUAUUCUUUGCCCAAUGCACAAAUUUUUGUGGGCAAUGGACGAUAUAAUUCAUUUUUUCAAGGUCCCGUACGUAUAAUUUAUGAAAAUGGAACAAAUGAAAUGAAUAAAGCCAAAUAACUGAAAUGUAAUAUAUUGUAAUUAGCGAUCGAUGUAUUUGAUUAUGAAAGGCUCUUAAUUUGUCAUUGAUGAAUGGAUAUAUCUGAAAGGUAAAAUUUGGUAUGAAUGGAGUCAUAAAACUAAUCGAUAAUGUUUUUUUGUUGUUGAAAAGGGAAUUGAUAAAGAUACCAAAUUCA
Molecule: messenger RNA, 1446 nt
Organism: Fopius arisanus
Lineage: Eukaryota; Metazoa; Arthropoda; Insecta; Hymenoptera; Braconidae
Product: homeobox protein DBX1-B
Exons: 4
Coding region: 102-1106 (334 amino acids)
Biological process (GO): regulation of transcription by RNA polymerase II
Molecular function (GO): DNA-binding transcription factor activity, RNA polymerase II-specific; DNA binding
Source: RefSeq, a predicted model, not a curated record